AUGGAUGUGUACGUGGACGUAGAAAUUUCCCAACCUUCAGGAGCAACCCUUCAGAAGCAAUCCGGUCCAUUUGGAUACCGUACAAAAUCGGGGAAUUUCGGAUGGAACUCGCCAGAAUUCAGCAUAUACGGAAUCGGCAACUCUUCAUUGCUCGAGUCCACAUUCUACGACAGCAAAACAGAAUUUUUGGAGAUUAACAUCUCAGCAGAAUUCUUGAAGGAAGGAUACAGCUCAAAUGGGACAUGUUCUUGGACGGCUUGUCAGGUUGAAAACGGUACUGCAUUUCUGGGGGACGAGGAUCUGUCUCCAGAGGGAAGAAAUUGGUUAUUCUUGCUCCUGUGUGCCCUGGUGGUUGCCGGAGGAUUGGGCAAUAUACUGGUAUGCUUGGCAAUAUGUUUGGAAAAGAGGUUACAGAAUGUGACGAAUUAUUUCUUGCUGUCUUUGGCCGUUGCUGAUCUUCUAGUGUGCAUCGCUGUCAUGCCAUUUGGGAUCCUUGAAGGAUUUCUAGGUUACUGGCCUUUCGAUUGGACCAUCUGCAGUGUCUGGGUAUCAUGCGAUGUUCUUAGUUGCUCCUCUUCUAUCAUGCACAUGUGUUUCAUCUCUUUGGGCCGAUACCUCGGCAUUCGGAAUCCACUUAAGACUCGCUCUAGCUCGAAAAAGAUCGUUAUGAUGAAAAUUGUCCUGGUCUGGUUGGUUUCCAUGGUCAUUACAAGCCCCAUCACUGUGCUGGCCAUGAUUGAUCCCACCAAUAUCCAACCCUCUCCUGGCAGUUGUGCUAUCAACAACAGAUUUUUCUUCAUCUUUGGAUCCAUGUUCGCGUUCUAUAUUCCAAUGAUUAUCAUGGUGGUCACCUAUGUGCUGACGGUGCGACUUCUGCAGAGAAAAGCCAAAUUUUUGGCGGAAAAACCAAGCAGAAGAGUACCCUUUAUACGCAGGGGUCGCAGGUCUUCCCCAGGUUCUCCCAUGGAAGGUCCCACCAGAAACGGCAAUCUUCCACAACCGUCAUCUUCAAACACCUGUCAGCAUUGUGGGCGAUGUCAGUCUGCCGAGGCAAUUUGUGGAGACUCAAAAAAUUUGUUGAGUCCUAACCAAAACCCUAGACCAUCCUCAUCUCAAGGAUUCAUAAGAAUUCGAGUCGGUGGUCAAAGUGGACAUGGACAGCACAACAGUAGAAACUCCUCCCAGCCACAGCAGCAACAGCUGGUUCCAGGAAUGGUCAGAACCUUAGGAACGAAUCAAGUUAUGAAUGAACAGAAAGCUACCAAAGUAUUGGGCAUUGUGUUUUUCUGUUUUGUGAUUUGCUGGACACCAUUUUUCAUACUGAAUGUAUUGUUCGCGUUUGUGGACCCCAGAAAGUUUCAUCCUUAUCUUGCUACGACUUUCUUGUGGCUGGGUUACGUGUCCUCCACAAUUAAUCCCAUCAUUUACACUGUUUUUAAUAAGACUUUUAAGAGGGCAUUUUGGAAAUUGCUUACUUGCAAGCUUCAUUUUAGCAGACAUGUUAGUUUGAAUUCUAACAACGAUCUAGCUACCUGGGCUUUCAGAUCGGCGAAUUACACAACCAAAUCGGGAUCUCCGCCAGAUGUCUACCAAGAGUCUACAAUGUGUUAA
Argiope bruennichi is the source of this 1611-nucleotide messenger RNA. RefSeq names its product 5-hydroxytryptamine receptor 2A-like. Gene Ontology annotation, cellular component: membrane; dendrite. The record is from RefSeq and is a predicted model, not a curated record. Gene Ontology annotation, biological process: chemical synaptic transmission; G protein-coupled receptor signaling pathway, coupled to cyclic nucleotide second messenger; serotonin receptor signaling pathway. The transcript has 2 exons. NCBI's taxonomy places the organism in Eukaryota, Metazoa, Arthropoda, Arachnida, Araneae, Araneidae. Gene Ontology annotation, molecular function: serotonin binding; neurotransmitter receptor activity; G protein-coupled serotonin receptor activity. The coding region runs from base 1 to 1611 and encodes 536 amino acids.